AUGGCUAUACUCGCUCGUCUGCUCUGCUUCAUCGCCGCCUGGCUCAUCGCCGCCACCGGGCUCGCGGCUGCCCUUCCGACCAGCGACGACCCAACGCCUACGCCCCCUUCCUGGCACACUUCCGCUGCUCCUGUUGGGGAGAUCAUCUACCACUGCACCACGCCUGGUACCGUGGCGUUGACGUUCGACGAUGGGCCCUACCAGCAUACCAACCAGAUCCUCGACAUUCUCGAUGCUGGCGGCGUAAAGGGCACUUUUUUCGUCAACGGCCAGAACAUGGCGAGCAUCUACGACUACCAGCCUACUGUGCAGCGGAUGAUGAACUCGGGGCACCAAGUGGCAUCGCAUACCUGGUCCCACCCGUUCCUCUCCUCUCUCAGCCGCGACCAGAUCACAGACGAGAUGCAGCACUUGGACACAGCCCUGGAGUCCAUAACCGGCAAAUCGCCAACCUACAUGCGGGCGCCGUACUUCGACUCUCCGCAACACGUGGUCCAGCAGCUCGGCGAAAUGGGCUACUACAUCAUCCAGUGCGACGUCGACACUAAGGACUACGCGCACCAGGAGGAAGACCUCAUCUGGGAGAGCGUGCGCAUGUUCAAGGAGCAGGUGGAUGCGGGCGGCAGGUUGUCGCUCGCGCAUGACAUCCAUCCGUGGACGGCAAAGGUGUUGACACAGGAGAUGGUCAACUAUGUCAACGAGAAGGGGCUUAGAGGUGUGACGGUUGGCGAGUGCCUGGGCGAUGCGCCUGGGAACUGGUAUCGGUGA
Messenger RNA from Coniosporium apollinis CBS 100218, 768 nucleotides. RefSeq lists its product as uncharacterized. The transcript has 3 exons. Gene Ontology annotation, biological process: carbohydrate metabolic process. Gene Ontology annotation, molecular function: hydrolase activity, acting on carbon-nitrogen (but not peptide) bonds. The record is from RefSeq and is a predicted model, not a curated record. NCBI's taxonomy places the organism in Eukaryota, Fungi, Ascomycota, Dothideomycetes. Bases 1 to 768 code for a protein of 255 amino acids.